AUGGAUUUCGAUGACCUAGCGCUCGCACAGUUUGAUAGAUUGAGGAAAGAAUGGGUGGAACGCUGUUCAAAAUCCGCCAGCGGCAUCUGCGAAUUGGCCAACAAGUACCGCAACCGAGAUGAUUGCUUGCUUCGGUCAAUGCACAGUGGAUCUUUCAACUUUAGUUUACGUCUACACUGGGAGGAUGAUGGCGAUGACUGGCUUAUCAGGUUUCCGCUUCCAGGGAAAUCCAUGUUCCCGGAAGAGAAAGUUCGCGGAGAAGCCAUACUCAUGACAUAUAUCGCAGACAACACGACCAUUCCCGUUCCCCGAGUGAUUGCCUCCGGGACAGCAGACGAGAAUCCUACAGGUCUGGGCCCCUUCAUUAUCAUGAUCUGGGUCGAAGGGAGGAAGAUGUCGGAACUACUCCGGACAAGUGAUUCAUCCGACAAGGAGGAAACCCUCAACCCAGAUAUCGACGAGGAGACGCUCAAGGCGCUGUACGGGCAAAUGGCACAGGUCUUGCUGGAACUGUGGAAACUCGACUUCGAUUGCAUUGGUAGCCUGGCUAACAAUGAAGUGACUGGCAAGCCACAAGUGACCAAACGGCCCUUAACCCUCGCUAUGAACGAGCUGGUCCGGACAUGCGGGCUGACUGAUCUUGAUCCACCGAGAACCUAUAACAGCUCCACGGACUACAUCGCCUCGCUUCUCGAGUUGCAGACAAAGAAUCUUCAACAACAAAGAAACAGUAUCUACGAUGCCAUGGACUGUCGCGAGAAAUACGCUUGUCGUCAUUUGAUGAAGGCGUCAGCACUGAACUUUCUGUCCCCUGAAGAUAAUUGUGGACCCUUCAAGUUAUUCUGCGAUGAUCUAUGCCCUGGCAACGUUCUGGUGAAUGACUCUUUUCAGAUCACCGGUAUUAUUGAUUGGGAAUUCUGUUAUGCGGCUCCGGCCCAAUUUGCCGGCAGUAUUCCCUGGUGGCUACUUCUGGAGCGACCACAUCGGAUCAUCUACAACUCUGGCAUAAAGGCGUUCUUCGAGGAUUUUUUACCGAAAGCAGACCUCUUCUUGCAGUGCAUGGAGGCGAAAGAGACAGGGUUGGGGAUUGACCCUGCUGAACAUGUUCUGUCAGUACGAAUGCGCCAGUCAAUUCAGGACAGAAGCGCGUGGUUCAAUAUGGCAUGUCGCAUGGUACCGUCAGAGGAUAUGAUAUACUGGGACUUACUAGAUGAAUACUGCUGGGGCCCGCGUAAGUCAAUUGCAGAGAGGGUAUACAACACUACCACCACCCCUGAGAUGCAUAAGGCUCGUGAGGACUUCGUCAAGGUGAAGAUCAAACAACUGCAGCAAUACUAUGCAGAGCUCGGAGACGAGACCGUUGUCUCCUACGAAGAAGAACGAUUUAGUGGAACGGAAGACUUUAUACAGGAAUAA
This is a messenger RNA of Aspergillus tubingensis, 1416 nucleotides long. RefSeq names its product phosphotransferase family protein. The transcript has a single exon. The record is from RefSeq and is a predicted model, not a curated record. Bases 1 to 1416 code for a protein of 471 amino acids. Lineage: Eukaryota; Fungi; Ascomycota; Eurotiomycetes; Eurotiales; Aspergillaceae.